Pecten maximus is the source of this 1533-nucleotide messenger RNA. RefSeq lists its product as uncharacterized. The record is from RefSeq and is a predicted model, not a curated record. The transcript is spliced from 3 exons. Lineage: Eukaryota; Metazoa; Mollusca; Bivalvia; Pectinida; Pectinidae. Bases 264 to 1154 code for a protein of 296 amino acids.
AGUCGGUCGAGAGUAUGUGCACAGUCCCUCCGAGACAAAUCGAUAUUCAUUUAUUUUAAUUAUUCAGUUAUCUUAAGUGUUCGGAAAGUGAGGAUAACUCUUUAAAAUGCAAUUUUAGCAUGAACAGAUAUUUCACUAAUGCUGAUCGGCUAUAUGACGCCUGCGGCCUCGAUGAACAAACUCUUGACCAGAUGCUGAUAUCUAUGUACCUGUCAAACUUCAGUGUAUAGAAGGAUACAGACUGACAGACGUAAAGCGACAUUAUGGUGAAGCCACACAGGAUGAUUCAGGUAUUUUUGUGUUUGGUGUUCGGAGUACUUCUCUACAUACUCAUGAGAAUACCAAUUGAGUUGGAAAACAACUAUCGUGACACAGAAGAAAUGUAUGUACCAUUAGCACUAAGCGAGAGGAUUUCUGACAGUUAUCCUGUUCGGUAUUGUACCAGUAAUCAAUCAUACGUGGAUUUCGGAAGUUCAAAUAUUCUGACAUCCCAACAAAAAGCGAGUGUUGAGCAAUGUAUAGCGUCCUACCAGCAGGAUCACACACGGGCAUUAGAGGAUGAACGAUCGCAUAGGGCAAUACGUUAUACCAACCAUUCUUAUCUCAACCGAAACAGUGUUAUGAUAGAGGUUGGUGGACAUUUGGGUAUUGAUGUAAGUGAAUUCAAUUCUCGAUACCAUCCAGGCUUGUAUUUUGUGUUAGAACCAGUUCCUAAAUUUUAUAAUAUAUUGGUGACAAAAUUCAAGGAGUUUAAAAACGUAGUUUUCUUUAACUUUGGAAUUGAUGUCGGUGAUGGUCAAUUUUAUAUAAAGGAGUCCAGUGAUGAUGCAGUUUCUAUAUUUGAGUCCGAUAGCCAGAUUGGAGAGAUGAUACAAAUAGUUAACACAACACAAUUCUUCGAGACUUUGUCAGUCCGGAGUCGUGAUGUGGACUUAAUAACAAUGAACUGUGAAGGAUGCGAGUACGCUGUACUGGACCUUCUCCUCACGACAGACUACAUACGUCACUUCCGGAAUAUUCAAUUCCAGUCUCAUAGAAUUGAAAGGAUAUGUUACCCGAUUCGACGAUUCUGCUGGUACCAGGAGUUGCUAAGAAAAACUCACAAACUAAGUUUUCAAUUCAGGUUUGUGUGGGAAAAUUGGACAAAAUUAUAAAUAUGUGUGUGUAAAUAUAUAAUGUAUUAAUCUUCAGUAAAUCUUUGCUAUCUCGAACUUUGAUUACUCGAAUACAUUGCUUAACUCGCAGUUAAUAACAAGAACUAAACCCCGUUACUGCGAAUACUCCGAAUAGUUUUUGAUGAUCCACUGACUUCAAGAGAUGGAAUCAAUAUGCUGUUAAACCGACCUGGUAGAAUCAAACACCCUGACAGCGUCUGAUUCUACCACGCCGGCAUAAUACCAUUGAGGAAAAUCGGACCAUACCUUAUAUUAUUCCAUUUAACCAUUACGUAAUAAACUCGGGUAUUCUGUCGGUUGAUUUUCUCUCUCUCUGUCAAACCAUUCUUGAAUAAAUGUGUUGUGUUUUCUGUUUUAA